Molecule: messenger RNA, 1200 nt
Organism: Megalops cyprinoides (Indo-Pacific tarpon)
Lineage: Eukaryota; Metazoa; Chordata; Actinopteri; Elopiformes; Megalopidae
Product: CREB3 regulatory factor-like
Exons: 6
Coding region: 8-736 (242 amino acids)
Biological process (GO): response to unfolded protein; regulation of transcription by RNA polymerase II
Cellular component (GO): nucleus
Molecular function (GO): RNA polymerase II transcription regulatory region sequence-specific DNA binding; DNA-binding transcription factor activity, RNA polymerase II-specific
Source: RefSeq, a predicted model, not a curated record
UGAUGGCAUGGAGGAAGAGGAGGACGCAGUGGAGGGCAGGGACUCUAGCCUCUCUGGAGCUGAGUGUGACCAGGACCCUGAGAGCCAGGGGAGCACCAGACCAAAGAAGCGCAGGUGCUUCUGGGAGUACAGCCACGGCCACGAGGCGGGGAGCAAGCGGGAGGGGGGCAAGCUGCCCGUGUCCUGGAGUCCGAGCACUCUGCCGAGUACCCUGUACCUCAAAGAGGACACCUCGGCCAGCGGAAAGAAAUGCCAGCGGAAGGCUCGCAAGACAGAUGCCAGCGACCUGACGCCCAACCCGCAGAAGCUGUGCCACAUCGGCGACCAGCUGCUCCGGCUCAACGCCGCCAUCGAGGGAAUGCGGCCAGUCAACGACCUGGCCGUGAUUGCCAGGGCACGCUCCCGCAAGGAGAAGAACAAACUGGCCUCCAGAGCGUGUCGCCUAAAGAAGAAGGCCCAGCACGAGGCUAACAAGAUCAAGCUGUGGGGGCUGAACCAGGAGUACGACAACCUGCUGGGGGCACUGUUGCGGAUCAAGGAGAUCAUACGGCAGCGAGUGGAGAGCAGCGAGGAAGAGAAGGAGCCGGGGAUGACGCAGAGGCUGGAGAGCAUACUGAAGGAAUCGGCCGGUCCUCGCGUGGCCGGGCGGACCAAAGAGUUUGUGGAGAAGAUCCUGGAGUGCAGCGCCGUGGGGCAGGGGACCAAACGCCCCCAGAAGAAGGACCCGUCUGCCUGACGUUCCGCGACCAUGUCAUCCCCCUCCCCCUCCUUGUCAUUUGCACUUUCUUACCCAGAUGAAGACGAGGAGAGACAUGGUCAGAGGCGAAGUAGCUUCUCAAUUAUCUUUCAUUAGGCUUGCAUUCUCAUGGUAUUCUCAGUGUCUUGCUUUUGAUCGUUUUAGGGAAAACAAUGUCCACAGACUUUGGUAGCAGUAUUUACUCUUUUCUGAAUGCUGUUCAAUGCAAGCUUGCUGCUACGGUUCUAGUGUGUGUUGGUAGGCGUGUGUGUGCGCGCGUGUGCGCGCAUGGUUUAUCUCCCCUGGCUUAGAAUAUUUUUAUCCCAUUGUGCCUAAAAAAAAAAAAAAAGACACUGUGCUCCGCUCAUUGUAAGUGUUGGCCGUGGUCAGAAGGUUUUAUAUGGAGCACGGGGGACAGGAAAUUAAACAGACUGUGAGCUGAGUUCUUGUAAUUGUGAAAAAUG